UUUAGGUGAUAGGGUGCCUCAUAACUACUGUAAUAGCCUUGAAAUGAACUGGGUCCGUCUUUCCGUUUAUGCUGCGAUCUUGGUGAACUUUGGGCUGUUAUUGACUUUUGUGACACUUACAGCAUGGGGAGUGCAGCCCGACCAGGCACCCAGGAUCAGCUCAGAGGAGACGGUGGUCGAAACGCUGAGGCAGCAAGUUAAUCUGUCCAGAUCUGAGGACACAAGUGUUUCAUACCAGAGAGAUGUUGAAAAGUGCAAUGGUAGUCGACCAGCCUUACAUCAAGGCUUCACAAUACAGGACACGUCUCAAGGCAGCAGCAUUGUCAAGUUGGACGUCGGUGCUGCCACAGAAGCGAUGACUGCUGCCUUGCUCCAAGGUUUCCAAUUAGAUGAUGGCGCCAUCAGUGUGCUUGUAUCCGGCAACUACGUCAUCCUCAUGGACGUGACCUACUUCUUCCGUGGCCACGUCGAUGGGUCACAAGUCAAGGUGUACGUGACAUGCGUCCAGUCCGACCCUGCGAAAGAUCUUGUACAGAUCUCACAAUUGUGCAGGAAAGGGAGAUAUUGUUCCCUUACAUUUCAGGGCAUUUCGUAUUUGUCUCAGACUGCAAAACUCCACUGUGAAGCCAACCAUGCCAGUGAUAUAGUCACCGCCAUUGUGAAUACUCACAUCAGCCUUGCAUUCUAUUGAACAGGCGUUGUUUUUUGGGCAUUUCCUUAUACAUGUAUUUGUCCAUAUUUACCUGAGCCAGUUUAGGUCACAAUUGCAUUACUGAUAUGAUUUCUAAGUCAUAUUCAGGGUUAAACGUUGACAUUGGUUUAAAUUGGUACUCAAGGUUGUUUUUUUAAAUACAAUAAGAUAAAUAUCUACACUAUUUGAUUUAGAAAAGAUCAAUCGUGAAUCUACUUUUAGUCAUUGACAUAUAGUUCCAGCUUUCAAAGGGGCGGUCGGGUAGCCCAGUGGUUAAAGCGUUCGCUCGUCACGCCGAAGACUCGGGUUCGAUUCCCGACAUGGGUACAAUGUGUGAAGCCCAUUGCUGGUGUCCCCGCCGUGGCAUUGCUCGAAUGUUGCUAAAAGCGGCGUAAAACCAUAGUUACUCGCUCCAGCUUUCAAAGCCUUUGUGCACAUGUGUUCUGAGCUUAUAAAAAUAUAUAUUAUUGAAAACAAACAUGCUUUUGGUUUAAUAAUUUCAUAGGAACGUUAAGUAUAUAUAUUCCUUCCAUUGAGUAUCAUACCUUAUUGUAUGGUACGUGUACAUACGUGAACGCCAGCUUUAAACCAUAUUGUAUUUUUACUGUUUGUAUCAUUUGUUUCUUAUUUGAUCAUACAUGGAAUAUCGCCUUGUAGCACAAGCAACGCAACGGACUGGACCGGUCAGUUUUAACGUUGUCAUGACAGCAUCAGUCGACCAGCGGGUUCUAAGCCAUGAUCGCGUUGGGGCGAUCUUUUCACCGAAAGUAGAUAGAAACAUGUUUUGGACCUUUUGGAAUCUCGUAGUUGUGACAAACCACAGUUGAAACUGUUAACUAUUUUGUACAAUUUAAUGUUUACUGAUUAACAUAAAGAAAACAAUAAAGCUGAUUAAAGUCG
Haliotis rufescens (red abalone) is the source of this 1591-nucleotide messenger RNA. RefSeq lists its product as uncharacterized. The record is from RefSeq and is a predicted model, not a curated record. The transcript is spliced from 5 exons. Gene Ontology annotation, molecular function: protein binding. NCBI's taxonomy places the organism in Eukaryota, Metazoa, Mollusca, Gastropoda, Lepetellida, Haliotidae. The coding region runs from base 44 to 691 and encodes 215 amino acids.